AUGUCCGAACGGGAGCGCUCCAGAUCGGCUGAGCGGGGAGCAGAAGGAAGAGUAGGGACUCCAGAGCUGCGAUGUGGAGAUGUACUCUUAGACUUCGAUGUGCAGCGGCACAUGGAAUUCCGAAGAAGUAGGCAGCCAGUUUUUGGGCUGCCCAUGGGCACCUUGCCUUCAAAUCCGCAGCAAAACUCGCAGCUGGGAGCACCUUUCGCCUAUGUCCCCGAGCAGUUGCAGCGUUCGGGGGCCGAGACCGCAUCUUUGCAGUCAGAAGUCUUCGCGGACUUGAGCUCCCGUGGAUAUUUUGUUGUUAGUGCUGUUCGUCAUGGAUUCGACUUUGUCAUCUAUGAAGGGGAUCCUAUCCGUCACCAUGGUUCCUCCUUUGUGGUUGUCUUGGAGUCCUCUCAGAGCAUCUGCCCCCGACAGCUUGUUUUGUGGCACAGGCUCGCAGCAUCUGCACACAAGGUCCUGCUGCUGGCCCUGCGGACCUCCCGAAACACGUGCGGCGAAAAGAGCUUGCGAUAUUUGAAGCUUUCCGGAGAUGAACGUUGA
Molecule: messenger RNA, 546 nt
Organism: Symbiodinium sp. CCMP2456
Lineage: Eukaryota; Dinophyceae; Suessiales; Symbiodiniaceae
Source: the annotation of a GenBank genome assembly